Molecule: messenger RNA, 443 nt
Organism: Musca domestica (house fly)
Lineage: Eukaryota; Metazoa; Arthropoda; Insecta; Diptera; Muscidae
Product: cyclin-dependent kinase inhibitor 1C
Exons: 2
Coding region: 34-387 (117 amino acids)
Source: RefSeq, a predicted model, not a curated record
AAGCAGGAAAAAGAUCUCAAAACCAAAACCAAAAUGUUCAAAUUCGCCGUUGUUGUUUUCGCCCUCAUUGCCUGUGCUGCUGCCAAGCCCGCUUGGGUUGCCCCAGCCGCUGUGGCCUACACCGCCCCCACCGCUGUUGUUGCUGCUGCUCCAGCUCCUGUUGUUGCCGCCGCCCCAGCUCCUUUUGUCACAGCCACCAGCAGCCAAUAUGUAGCCCGUAACUACAAUGGCAUUGCCACCGCUCCCGUUAUUGCCCCCGUUGCUGCUCCCGUUGUUGCCAAGACCGUUGCUGCCCCAGUAGCUGCUGCAUAUGCUGCUCCAGUUGCUGCCGCCUACACCGCUCCAGUUGCCACCUAUGCUGCUGCCGCUGCCCCCGUUUUCUUCUAAAUAUAAACAAUAUUUGGGAUAGAAAAUUUGAAAUGGAUUGAAUAAAAAUAUGACGA